AAAAAAAUGUACUAGGGGAGACAUACAGUGCACCUAAGAUGUCAAGUGAAGUCUUGAUUGUUUUUCACGACAAAACAAAGCAAUGUCGUUUCGUUAGAUAAGACGUUUAGCAAUAAGAGGUGUUAUUUACGACGUGUUAUAAGUUUCGGUUCCACUUUCUGUUCAGGAUAAGUGAAAUUAAUAUCCCCAACACAGUAACCCAAUUAUCUCACUCUAACUAUGGACGAAGAAGAGCUGGUUUUAUGUACUCACUGCAAAAAAGAGGUGGCGAAGGCCAACUACGACCUGCACGAACCACACUGUAAGAGGUUUCUGUGUAUAUGCCCUGACUGCGAUGAAACCGUGCCUCGAGAUCAACUGGAGGAGCAUAAAACCGAGCAGCACGCAGAGGUAAAAUGUAAGAUGUGCAACAAAAAGUUGGAGCGAAGGCAUCUGUUGGAUCAUGAGAAAGACGAGUGCUCUGAGAGGCCUCAGAUCUGUGAGUUUUGUCAGCUUGAGCUUCCUCUGAGCAGUCUAAAAGAGCACAAAGUGUCCUGUGGGAGUCGCACAGAACGCUGCUCUGACUGUGGCCAGUACGUUAAACUGAUGGAGCAGCUUGAUCACGCUCAGAUCUGCUCUACUUCCACCCCCACAGCGUCAAAGAACCUGGUCCCUGAAGAUGAUACUGCAGACACAGAUGAGCUGACCAUGCUGCAAUGUCAGAAUUGUCUGAAAUACAUUCCCUCAGACAUUCUGAAGAAGCACAAGCUUCUUUGCAAACAGUCCUUAAAGUUUGCAGAUGUUGAGGAUGAUGACUCUGAGGAUGAAAACCCCAAUCCUGGAAAUGUCAGAGCUGCAGAUUUCUCCUUCUCAUCAUUGCAAAAGAAGAAGAGAGAAACAGAAGACAGAAACAUUGACCUGGAUAAGAUAAGCACCUGUCCACUCUGUCAUCUGGCUCUCCCUGCAAAGACACUCGAAUGGCAUGAGACAAAAUGUGAAUUAUACAAACAUCUGAGCCUGGCAUGAUGGCUGGUGAAAGAAAAGCUGAAUGUGGUUGCUGGAAACUCCAAUCACCACAGUGCUUCUUAUAAAUUGCCAUUGUCUGCUUUUAAUUUGAAAAUAAUGUCUCUUUAAAAUUUCUCUUCAAAACUCUUAAAAAGUUUUAGACAUCCUGAGUGAAGGUACUUUAUGUGCAUACUUUAUUGUUUUAUUAAUUACUAUUAACCCUUUUUAUGAUGCAGUUGUUUGGCUCUUUCAUAAAUUUGUUUGUUUAAACGUUACUGCAUGUUAAAUCCUGACAAACCUCAGACCACAGUGAAAAAUAACAUUAACACAGGAUAAACAAACUAUGAGGGGCUUAAUAUAUUAUAGACUUUAAAUUAUUUCUCUCCCUGCCAAUACAUAUCUUUGUUUAAAAUACCUGAGAAUCCUGCAGACCAUCUACCAAAGGAAGAGUAUUGUAAAAAUCAAUUGGAGAAAAUAGCCAUUUAUUGGGGGAGACAGCAAGAUUCAGUCAGGAUUGCCUUUCCUUAACAUCUAAAUAUUCCUAUAUUAUCUUUUAAUAAGUAUUACUCAGUCGGAUAUGUUUAACUGCAUUGUAAAAUGUUGUUUACUGCUCUAUUGGUUCAUUUGUAAUUUAGUAGAAUAUUCCUAGGAUUUAUUAUUAGAAUUUAAUUUUUAUUUUCUUGGAAGUAAACUUAGUCCUCCUAGUAAUGAUGAAUCUAAUAAAAUUAAUAUUUGUGAAAAUGUAGUUUUUUAAAAACCUGUUGGAAAUGAAAACAAAAGCGCAAGAGUGA
Molecule: messenger RNA, 1775 nt
Organism: Carassius carassius (crucian carp)
Lineage: Eukaryota; Metazoa; Chordata; Actinopteri; Cypriniformes; Cyprinidae
Product: XIAP-associated factor 1-like
Exons: 8
Coding region: 220-1005 (261 amino acids)
Molecular function (GO): zinc ion binding
Source: RefSeq, a predicted model, not a curated record